GGGAGAGAGACAGAGACCGAGAGAGACGGAGGAGAGAGAGGAGGAAGAAGCCGAAGAAGGCGCGUCGGGGCGGGUACCCAGGUGUCCAAAGCGCCCAGGCGCGAGCUCCGCCGCCAACAGCCAUGUAUCGUUCCACCAAGGGCGCUUCUAAGGCGCGGCGCGACCAGAUCAACGCGGAGAUCCGGAGCCUCAAGGAGCUGCUGCCGCUGGCCGAAGCGGACAAGGUGCGGCUAUCUUACCUGCACAUCAUGUCGCUAGCCUGCAUCUACACCCGCAAGGGAGUCUUCUUUGCCGGAGGCGCCCCUCUGGCUGGCCCAGCUGGGCUGCUUUCGGCGCAGGAACUGGAAGACAUCGUGGCGGCGCUGCCCGGGUUCCUGCUCAUGUUUACAGCUGAGGGAAAGCUUCUCUAUCUGUCCGACAACGUGAGCGAGCACUUGGGCCAUUCCAUGGUGGAUCUGGUUGCCCAAGGUGACAGCAUCUAUGAUAUUAUUGAUCCUGCUGACCACCUCACUGUCCGUCAGCAGCUGACUCUGCCCUCCAUACCUGACACUGAUCGCCUUUUCCGAUGCCGAUUCAACACUUCCAAGUCCCUGAGGCGCCAGAGUGCAGGCAACAAACUUGUGCUCAUCCGUGGCCGCUUCCAUCCUCAUCCCCCUGGAGCCUACUGGGCAGGGAAUCCUGUCUUCACAGCCUUCUGUGCCCCACUUGAUCCCCGAGCCCGCUCUGGACCAGGGUGUGGCCCUGGUCUGGCCUCAAUCUUCUUGGCUGUGUUUCAGAGCCACCAUGCCAAGAACCUCGCGCUGCUGGAUGUCUCUGAGAGUGUCCUAGUCUACCUGGGCUUUGAGCGCAGCGAGCUGGUCUGUAAAUCAUGGUAUGGACUUCUGCACCCUGAGGACCUGGCCCAUGCUUCGGCCCAGCACUACCGCCUGCUGGCCGACAGUGGUGAUGCUCAGGCAGAAAUGGUAGUGAGACUGCAGGCCAAGACUGGAGGCUGGGUAUGGAUAUACUCCCUGAUGCAUCCCGAGGGUUCAGAUGGCCCCAUCACUGCCAACAACUACCCAAUCAGUGACUCGGAAGCCUGGUGUCUCCGCCAGCAGCUCAGCUCUGAAGAUGCCCAUCUGGCUUAUGUUCUGGGCACCUCAACUGCACCAGCCACCUUCUCAGAAAGCCUCCUCUCUCCAGCCCCGUGUGCAAGCCCUGACUCGACCUUCACCCCAGCCUUUGGGGGUCCCAGAAGCACAAACUUCCCCACUGGCCCAGAAUUGGCAUCCAUGUCCUCCGGAGAGCAGCUGCCGCAGCCCCCCAAGGAAAUGGAUUUCAAUUAUUUGGCAUUCCCUACAGGCCCAGAGUCUACCUUUCAAGGAGAUCUGUGCAAAGAUUUUGUGUGCACCCCACCAUACACACCUCACCAGCCAGGGGGGUGUGCCUUCCUCUUCAGCCUGCAAGAGCCCUUCCAGACCCACAUCUCCACCCCUUCCAGCUCCAUCCAAGAGCAGCUGACUCCCAGAACUGCCAUCUUCCCUGACCAGCUGACCCCCAGCAGUGCCACCUUUCCUGAGUUGACCAGCCCCAUUCAAGGCCAGUUGACUGAUGCCACAGCCCAGACCUAUGAAGACCAGCUGACUCCCUGUGCCACAACUUUUCAAGAGCAGUUGAUGCCCAACACUGCCACCUUCCAGGAGCAGUUGGCCAGCCCUGUCCAAGAACAACUGACCCCACCCAGCACAGCUUUCCAAACUCACCUGGCCAGCCCCAGCCAGACCUUCCCAGACCAACUGAGCCCUAACCCCACCAAAACUUACUUCCCCCAAGACGGCUGCAAUUUUCUCUAUGAGAAGUUGCCCCCCAGCCCUAACAGUCCUGGUAAUGGGGACUGCACUCUCCUGGCUCUGGCCCAGCUCCGGGGGCCACUCUCUGUGGAUGUACCCCUGGUGCCUGAUGGCUUGCUUACGCCAGAGGCCUCCCCAGUCAAACAGAGUUUCUUCCAUUACUCAGAAAAGGAGAGAAGUGAGAUAGAGCGACUUAUCCAGCAGAUCAGCCAACUGGCCCAGGGCAUGGACUGCCCUUUCCCAGCAGAGCCUGGAACAGAGGGACUUGAACCCCUGGGCCAAAGUCUCUCCUUCCCGGGGGCUGGUCCCCCUGUAUUCAGCCUGGACCUUAAAUCUUGGAAAAGUCAGGAGGUGGCAUUCUUAGAUGCCCCUGAGGACCAAUUCCUGGAAGAGAAGUCUGUGGAAGACAUCUUCAUGGGCCUCUCCACCCCAACACCCCAGGGGGAUUGGGGACCAGGGGGUCCUGAGACUUCAGGCCCAGGGGGGGCCCCGUCGCCCAGCACCGACCUGUCCCCAGAAGAUCACAGCUUCCUGGAGGACCUGGCCGCAUACGAAACCGACUUUGAGACAGGUGUCUCAGCAUUCCCCUGUGAUGGAUGUACCGAUGAGUUGUAUCAACUCCAGAGUCAUGUUCAAGACAGCUUCCAUGACGAUGGAAGUGGAGGGGAACCAGCGUUCUGAAUAAGUCUGUGACUUAACGUUGCUGAGUAUGGCAUAUUGUCAUCAAGGAGUGGAGGUGUUCUCCACCACCCGGGACACGUUAGUGGGAUCCUUGGGGCUCGGAGGGGACGGGUCUGAUCCCUCCCACCCUGAAGGAUGGGAAGGGGGGAGGAAGGGUGGUGGGAAGAAGGGCAAGGGGGAUUAUUUUUAGAAUCAAGAGACUUUGAGCAAUCCUAGUUUCCAUCUCAAUCUGUAUUCACUCGUAGUGAGUUUCCUUGAAUGGGAUUCCAUACAGAGAAUGGGGGAGUCACAGCUUCCCUUCCAUGCUGCCCAAGGGGCCUGGGGGGAAUUCUCCACUCCCAGGGGCCAUAGGGGCCCCUGGGCUUCUGUGGGGGAAAAGGCCGGACCCGGGCUAGCCAGUGCCCCGUGGGGCUCUUGACACUCACGUAGAAUUGUCUACACUCCAGUAACAGGAUUUCAAUUCCUAUGAACUUGGCCGCCUGCUGCGGCUUUUCCUGUGACUUUUGCGCCCUGCGCCUGGGGUGGGGGGCGUGAAGCGACUCUAUCGUUUCUUUCCGAUGAAGGAAGACAGAUCUGUCGUCACGCCGUGUGUGUGUGUGCGUGUGUGUGUAUACACAUGGGUGCACGUUUGCGUGCGUGUGCGUGUGUGUGUGUGUGUGUGUGUGUGUGUGUGUGUGUGUGUGUGUGUAUAUACAAGCAGUCAGGGAUACCCUGGCUGCUGUGUCGGCCCCUGGGCCUCCAUGCAGUGAAACUUGUGGUGCUGU
Molecule: messenger RNA, 3274 nt
Organism: Phascolarctos cinereus (koala)
Lineage: Eukaryota; Metazoa; Chordata; Mammalia; Diprotodontia; Phascolarctidae
Gene: NPAS4
Product: neuronal PAS domain protein 4
Biological process (GO): regulation of transcription by RNA polymerase II
Molecular function (GO): protein dimerization activity; RNA polymerase II transcription regulatory region sequence-specific DNA binding; DNA-binding transcription factor activity, RNA polymerase II-specific
Source: RefSeq, a predicted model, not a curated record